Pyrenophora tritici-repentis Pt-1C-BFP is the source of this 455-nucleotide messenger RNA. RefSeq names its product mitochondrial 37S ribosomal protein mS33. NCBI's taxonomy places the organism in Eukaryota, Fungi, Ascomycota, Dothideomycetes, Pleosporales, Pleosporaceae. The record is from RefSeq and is a predicted model, not a curated record. Gene Ontology annotation, cellular component: mitochondrion.
GCCAGUGGUAUUACAGUCGCAGUCGUAGUCGCAGUUGCCAUGGCCGUCGCACGGCAUCGCGUUCUGGACCUCAUGAGGGUCCAGUGCAACGUCUUCAACACCACCUACAACCCCGAACGCCUUCGUCUCGGCUCCCGCAUCCUCCACCAGCGCCUCAAAGGUCCCGCAGUGGCAUCCUACUACCCCCCGCGCAUAGGAACGAUUAGUCAAUUGCGAAAACUCUACCCGGAGCACCAGAUUCUAGACGAAGAGGAGGAAGACUGGCUAGAGCACUUGAACGUUGCAAAGUCAAGAGGAAAGAGUCCGCCCAAGAAGAAGAGGACAGCUGCCGAAUCAAAAAAGUUCAACAAGAGGAAGUGAGCAGAGCCAGAGCAGCGCCACCGUCACAGGGUAUUGUAAUUCUAGUGUACAACACAUGGUUACUUACAUGUACCAUGCAUUCACAUCUUCUACAA